AAAAUAAAUUUAGUUGUUCAGUUUUAGUAAUUAAAGGAGUAUCAAUUUCCAUGUUUAAGGAAAUAUUAUUUUUAGGAAUAGAUACUGUUAGAGUGAGUAGUUUAAUUUCUGGUAGAGUAGUAAAUGAAACUAUUAUUGCGAUAUUAGAAAUA
Messenger RNA from Scutellospora calospora, 152 nucleotides. Lineage: Eukaryota; Fungi; Glomeromycota; Glomeromycetes; Diversisporales; Gigasporaceae. The record is from the annotation of a GenBank genome assembly.